CGCAGGGAGGGUUGGUGGCUCCCUUCCCACCUUUUCGCUCAUUUGUAAAUUUUCAGUGAGGAAAUCGAUUAAUGUUCAUUGGUUCUAAGAGGCCAGGCUUAGUGAUGCUGCCAGGGGAAGGAUAGCAACCAUUAGGAACAGACAAAUAAAUAAAUAUUCAGUCUCAGUUGCCUUCCUGUGAGCAUCACAACCUGCAGCACAAAGGAGAUAAUGGCAGAUCCUUCAGUGGUGGAUCACCUGACACGACUGAAACUCAAACUCCUGGAAAAGAGACUAGAAAAUGAACAGGAGAACCUAGAGAAGAUGGACUUGUCUCUCCCAGCUGCAAGGAACAGACCUCAGGACAUGCUCCAAAGUGCCCUGAGGCAAAGGAAAGAUCUGCUGCAGGAGCUUAGGGAGCAGCACCUUCUGGAAGAGCUUUCACAGCCACCUGCACCAGAUGGGGGACCCUGCCAUGACCACAGAGCUGCCCUCCCACAAAUCUACCAGAUCCCUUUUCCAGCUUCCCAAGUGGAGCCACCAAGGAUUAUCCAGCAGACAAUGCCAACUCAGCCUGCCACCAUCAUCCAGCAGCUGCCUCAGCCCUCCCCUCUGAUCACACAGAUUCCCCCAGCCCAGCCCUUUGCAGCCCCCCGCUCUGGAAGCAUUAAAGAAGAUAUGGUGGAGAUGAUGCUGAUGCAGAAUGCUCAGAUGCACCAGAUCAUGAUGCAGAACAUGAUGCUGAAGGCUCUGCCACCGACGCUGCUCACACAGCUUGGGGGGGUCAGCUCUGCCCCGCUCCAGCACACGCAGCAGGACCUGCAGCUCGCUGCUCCCCUGGCUGUGAGAGCAGAGAGGCCCAAGGCACCUGUGGUGCACCACCACCACCAUUACCCUCCCACGGGGGUGUUCCCAGUGCCCCCCAGGAGCUUUCUGCCCACGCCCACAGAGCAGCACUGGACUGGCAGCUCUGCCCAGCCAAUGUGGCCCACAUACUGACAGUACAGGAUCUUCUGCAAGUGGACCAUAGCCUUUCUAAAACCAAUAAAUCCUGCUGUUCUUCCUCA
This is a messenger RNA of Vidua chalybeata, 1046 nucleotides long. RefSeq names its product chromosome 7 C21orf58 homolog (gene C7H21orf58). The transcript is spliced from 10 exons. NCBI's taxonomy places the organism in Eukaryota, Metazoa, Chordata, Aves, Passeriformes, Viduidae. The record is from RefSeq and is a predicted model, not a curated record. The coding region runs from base 211 to 978 and encodes 255 amino acids.